AUGGACUUGGUCGCACCCAGGCAAGAAUUCGCCGCUUUUGGGUUUCCGAAAACGUCUCCAGUAGUCACCCGCUCGCAAGCGCGUGAGGCUGCUAGCCGCAGCGCCACCGAGAACCUCGACAGCUCCUCUCGAACACAUUCAACCCCCUCUCCAACAAUCCCCGGUGACUUCGACCGCGACGAAGAAGACGAGAUAGACCAAGAACUCCAGGACGACUUCGACGAAGAACCAAUCCCUUCGACCGCCGAAGAACACACUUCAUCCCCCGAGCUUCUAGGCCUCACUACUUCCGACUACGACUUUUCGACUCCUGAUCUUUUUGAACGAUCCAGUUCUUCGCCCAAACCCGAGGAUCCCAUCCCAGCUACUUCGAAUCUCGUACUUCCGACUCCGUCUUCUUUUCGCGCCCACGCUCAGCCGCCCAUCGCAUCCUCUUCGCGACUCUCAGUCAUACCUACAUCCGACCUGGCACCUCCGCCACUAUUGGCACCUUCGAACGCAGCUUCGAACUCCAACCCCGCACCGCCCGCACCUACGAUUCCUUCAACUACUACCGCGUCCUCUUCGAGCCCCGCUCCUACUAACACCACGAACAUGAGUCAGAACACGAACACACCAUUGAUGCCCCCGCGCGGUCAUUCGACGGCACCAAGCUUCGACCCAUCGGAAAUUACCGACAAAGCAGCCAAGAAACAGUGGGCCGUUCGGUACCCUUCGAUCGACGUCGCUGACUUAUGGGAAACCAUUGAGUCCUUCAUCGACGUAGCCAAGAGCUACAACAACUGGAAAGCCGAUAUACGAGCACUCUAUCCUGGCGCCGACGAUACAAGAAAGUGGUCGCUGGCGGACAUGGAUCAGCUCAUCGGUGUCGCGACUUGA
Molecule: messenger RNA, 879 nt
Organism: Postia placenta MAD-698-R-SB12
Lineage: Eukaryota; Fungi; Basidiomycota; Agaricomycetes; Polyporales; Adustoporiaceae
Exons: 4
Coding region: 1-879 (292 amino acids)
Source: RefSeq, a predicted model, not a curated record